UCGACUGGUUUUCCAAGAACGGCCAUUUUUGAUGUGACGUUACUCACCGGAAGCUUUUGCUCAAAACGAAACGGAAAAAGAGACCCUUUAAACUUAUAAUGUCGAGAAGGAUUCAUCCCGCUUUUCAGAGUAAGACAGUGGUAAGGUUGGAGUGCAAAUACUGUGAAAGAAGCAUCUGUGCUCGCGGAAUGAGAGCACUUCUACUGGCCGACACGAAAGUGGAGCUGUACUCGACAGAUUUACCCCCUGAAAACUCCAUUCAAUUAAUAGGAACAGAUUACUCGACACAAAACUGCGAGUGUCGGAUCAAAGAUGUUGCGUGUCUCGGGUGUGGAAAUGUCGUUGGAUAUCAUGUAACACUUCCAUGCCAGUCUUGCAUUCGAUCCUGCAACAACGGCCAUUUUUGGAUGUUUCACUCCAAUGCGGUUCAUCCCCUGGAAAGACUCGAUCAAACAGGAGUUCAGAUCAUGCUCUGGGGAUCCCUUCCCAACUGCAAAGAAGACCAUGAAAUGAGCGAUGAUGAUCUCUUGAUGGAAGAGUGCUUGAGAUAAAUUUAUACAAAGGGAUUAUUUUAUAAAUGAAACUAAUAGAAAAGUCAUAUUUAUAUAUCAAAAGAUACAAAAUCAGUGUAAAUAUGUUUAUGUUGUAUAGUGACACUGAUUUGUGUCAGUUGCACAAACUCCUGCAGAAUGAUAGCAGGUUUGAGCACUUCAAUUACAAUCUUGGAAGAUGGCUUUGAUCAUUUUAAAAGUGUAAUGCUUGUGUAGCUGUUCCAAUUUGGCCACAAGACUUGAUUUGCUAUUCAGGAAAGUUCAUGUGAUUGUCAAUAUUAAAUAUCAGCUACAUCACCACCAUAGGUCCAUUUCUAUCAGCUUUAUAAUUUGCCAAGUGACAAGGCAUUAAACAAACUGACAAGGAAAAAACAUAGGCAAAAAUUGUGGAGUACAUAUUGUAGGAUGACAGAUUUCAGACUGAGGUAGUUUUUGUUUUUGUUUUUUUUUUUGCCUCAUUAUGUGUCAAGGGAAGUUAUAUUUUUUCAAAAUUUUGCUGAAAUGUUAAAUGAUGAUAAAUGUGAUGUUUUCAAACUUAAAUUAGCUGUUGGCAGUUAUAUUUCUACUGGCUUGCAAGCAUUCUAAUUUCAUUGUUAAAGAGCAGAGGUGAAUCCCAAAAAUAUUACUGGUACAUUUGCGUGACUUAUGAUAAAAACACAUUUCUUUAUCUUAAGAAUUUCAGUCAGUCUUUGUAGCAGUUGUUAUGUCAAGGAAUUUAUUAAUUUCAAAAGUGGUAUAUCAAAUUACAAUUUUUUACUUUUUCCCUAUUUGUUUUGGUCAGUUUAUUUAAGUUUGAGAUUAGGCUGAGAUCUAGGUGUAAUAAGCUAUGAGUUUAAGGUACUGUAAGUUCCACUUCAAUUUUGGUCUGUGGAUGUGACAAAGUCACUGGUUGAUUUGAAAUGUGCAUGGUUUCACAACACAUGUAAUAGAGUGAUUAUUUUUUUAGAACAUAAACACAUUUUUCACAGACAAUUAGUAAUAAAAAUCCCAACCCAUUUGCACUUGGUUUAAGUAAUUCAAUUUCCUCUUAUGUUACAAAAAAAGGCAAAGAGUUUGUAGUGGUACUUAAGAAGUAAACUGGCCACUGUCAAGUGCUAAAUAUAAAAUAGUUUUUAUUGUUAA
Stylophora pistillata is the source of this 1673-nucleotide messenger RNA. RefSeq names its product protein FAM72A. NCBI's taxonomy places the organism in Eukaryota, Metazoa, Cnidaria, Anthozoa, Scleractinia, Pocilloporidae. Gene Ontology annotation, cellular component: cytosol. The record is from RefSeq and is a predicted model, not a curated record.